This is a messenger RNA of Pygoscelis adeliae (Adelie penguin), 1756 nucleotides long. RefSeq names its product dual specificity protein phosphatase 13 isoform A-like. Lineage: Eukaryota; Metazoa; Chordata; Aves; Sphenisciformes; Spheniscidae. Bases 54 to 632 code for a protein of 192 amino acids. The transcript has 3 exons. Gene Ontology annotation, molecular function: MAP kinase phosphatase activity; protein tyrosine/serine/threonine phosphatase activity. Gene Ontology annotation, cellular component: cytoplasm. Gene Ontology annotation, biological process: negative regulation of MAPK cascade; protein dephosphorylation. The record is from RefSeq and is a predicted model, not a curated record.
CGCAGCGCCGUGUCUCUGGCCGGUGGGAGCGGGGUCUCUCCCUGGCUCUCGGCAUGUCUGGGGCAGAGGCGCUGGGCCCCCGGGGACCCGAAGGCACUGGGGCAUGCACGGGGGACGUCCCCUCCCUUAAAGAAAUCGAGCAGCUCCUGAACACCGGGCGGCCCUCUUGCAACCACGUUGAUGAAGUAUGGCCUAAUCUCUUCUUAGGAGACCUAGUAACAGCUCACAACAGAUUUGUUUUGUGGAAGAUGGGUGUGACCCAUGUUUUAAACGCUGCCCACGGCACAGCAUAUAGCCACGGAGGCCAGGACUUUUACGGAGCAACCAUUGAUUACUAUGGUGUACCAGCCCAUGACCUCCCAAGCUUUGAUAUAAGCCAGUUCUUUUUCUCUGCGGCACAAUUUAUCCACAACGCCUUGAACACGCCAGGAGCUAAAAUUUUGGUACAUUGUGCAGUUGGAGUAAGCAGGUCAGCUUCCCUAGUCCUAGCAUAUCUCAUGAUAAAUCACCACCUCCCAUUGGUUGAAGCCAUCAAAACAGUGAAGGAACAUCGAUGGAUUUCACCCAAUCGCGGCUUUCUGAAACACCUGCAAAAUUUGGAUGUUCAGCUACGGCAAAAGAAGGACUGCUGAAAGGGCAAACCCAUUUACGUUCACUUCUCUGAGUUUCAGCCUUCAUAGCCACUGUGCAUAUACACCUUCCUAUGAUCAAUGCAUGUUGAACAAAUGAAGAAAAUUAUGCAUCAAAGAAAAAAGUCAACAGGACUGUAAAUGGAUUAGUUCUGAUAGCUCUGUUCCUCCAAGACCAGCACAGCCAACAUCAGCACCCUAAGAACUGCGUGCUGCAGAGCUGCUGUGCCUAGCGUGCUGCUACCAGAUGACUCCACUGGAGUGGUUAAGGUGGACCGAGUUUGCUCCUGGUUUGUGCUAAUGCCGGAGGCAAGUUCAGUAAUUGCAUCUAGCUGUACAGUAUGCUUGAGUCCCCUUUACUUGGGAGUGUAACAUAACCAGCUUCCUCGGUUUGGUUGCAGUUCUCGUGUGCGUGUUCUCAUAAGAAAAGCUUUUUGUGUUUCAGGCCUGGUGAUGUGGCGAGGGCAAUUUCUUAGGAGACCAGGCUCUGCUGCAGAAACAUUCAUCUUUCCCUGGUCUGCUGAAUAUUGCGGUGUUACAGAAAGCUGUGACAGCCUGAAGACCCACACCAGCAGAAUAAACUUCUGUGCAGCUCCCUCUGCAGUCUCGGGGUCAGCAAACCCACAAACCUUUCCUUGUGUAAAUAUGUUUUCAGCAAGAUAAUGUAUAUUAUGUCGUAUAUUGAGGACAUUAAAAAAAACGAUGUCAGGUCUUCAAAGCAUUUUUUAAGCUUGAACUCCUCAGUUCACUCUCCCUCCAAAUUAUCCCAAAUCAGUUCUGUGUAAGUGGCUUUGAAUCAUCCCUGGUUUAACAUCAGGUAGGAACUUACUUAGCUUACAUCAAUGGCUAGGCUUAAUUGAUACAAAUUAGUUUUAAGCUGUUUUGAGGAUGUCACUUUUCCUAUCGCCUGUUAAUUGGUACUUAAACCAAUGUGAUUUUUAAUACAGCAACAGCAUUUGAAAUUCAUGCUACCACUCUGCCUGAAAAUUAGCUUGUUACCUUGUGGUGAACCAUGAAGCGAUAAUCAAAUCUGUUUUUGCCCUGUGCUACCGGUUUGAUUUAUUGAUUAGCUGACCUUAUAAACAUUCCCUGCCAGAUGAAUUAAAUACACUUCUGCUUGUUUGUUU